Thlaspi arvense is the source of this 1294-nucleotide messenger RNA. NCBI's taxonomy places the organism in Eukaryota, Viridiplantae, Streptophyta, Magnoliopsida, Brassicales, Brassicaceae. The record is from the annotation of a GenBank genome assembly.
CUAAAUAUGGGAUCACUUAAGUUUGGUGUAUAUCCCAUUCCUUACAUAACUGUAUUAGGUUAAAAUAUGUGGGUUGUGUUCAAAAUUAAAGGGGAUCAAGAGUGAGGAAAAAGGCACAUAAGAUACGUGAGUCUCCUACUCCUAGUCCUAAUAAUCCGAUAACUGAAACCAUGCCUCUCUGCAAUAACUCCUCCGGCAAUCUCGCCGUGGCUGUUGCUCUCCUCUUUGCUGGCGCCAUAUAUAUCUGCUUCUCCUCACGUUUGAUUUCCAAUCCUAUCUCCGAUCUCCAACACAACAACACUCUGAGAAGGAUAAAGUUUCCGGUAGACGAGCUAGAGGCAGCGCUGGACAAGACGGCGGCAGGAAACAACAAAACGGUGAUAAUAGCGAUGGUGAACAAAGCGUACGUGGAGGAGGAUGGAGGAGGAGGAAGGACGAUGCUGGAUCUGUUCUUGGAGAGUUUCUGGCUAGGAGAGGGGACUCUGCCAUUGCUGGACCAUCUGAUGGUGGUGGCAGCGGAUCAGACGGCCUACGAUCGCUGCCGCUUCAGGAGGCUCCAUUGCUACAAGAUGGAGACGAAGGGGGUUGACUUGGAAGGAGAGAAAGUAUACAUGUCAGACGAUUUCAUAGAGAUGAUGUGGCGGAGGACUCGCUUGCUCCUAGACGUCCUCCGCCGUGGCUACCAUAUCCUGUUCACGGACACGGACGUGAUGUGGCUAAGGAGCCCCUUCUCCAGGCUAAGCAACAACGGGAGCUUGGAUAUGCAAAUAAGCGUGGACAGCGGCGUGGGAGGACACUUGAUCAACACGGGCUUCUACCACGUCCGUUCCAACAACAGGACCAUCUCCCUCUUCCAGAAAUGGUACGACAUGAGACUCAACUCGACGGGCAUGAAGGAACAAGACGUCCUCAAGAAACUCCUCGAGUCAGGCUACUUCCACCAGCUCGGCCUCUCCGUUGGCUUCCUCAACACCACCUACUUUAGCGGCUUCUGCCAAGACAGCUCUGACAUGGGCGCUGUCACUACCGUCCACGCCAACUGCUGCCGCCACAUCCCUGCCAAGGUCUUUGAUCUCACCCUUGUUCUUCGUGACUGGAAACGAUACAAAGCCUCUCAUGUCAACACCAAGUGGAGCCCUCAUGUUAAGUGUUGGGGUUCAUGGAAUGACACACACUAUACCCCCAAGCUCUAACCCUCUUUGAGAUUGCUAUAUAUAUACACAACACAAUUAACUAAUUAACAGCAUGCAUCGCUUAUUAGUUACUUGAUCAUGGCUUCUGUUUCUUGGCCUCG